This is a messenger RNA of Nymphalis io (European peacock), 3180 nucleotides long. It is a transcript of the gene Nprl3, whose product is annotated as GATOR complex protein NPRL3. The transcript is spliced from 11 exons. The record is from RefSeq and is a predicted model, not a curated record. Bases 213 to 2603 code for a protein of 796 amino acids. Gene Ontology annotation, cellular component: GATOR1 complex. NCBI's taxonomy places the organism in Eukaryota, Metazoa, Arthropoda, Insecta, Lepidoptera, Nymphalidae. Gene Ontology annotation, biological process: negative regulation of TORC1 signaling; cellular response to amino acid starvation; TORC1 signaling.
UGAGUCAUUGUAGUUUUUUUUUCAAUUAAUCUUAACUUUCUAAACCUAAUAGUUUAAUUUAAUAAAUAUAUGCGUUAUAAAACAUGAGUGCAUAUUUAAUUCUUUUAAAAACAUGUUUAAUUGUUACAACGUGCCCUAAUUUUACAGUUGUAUUGUUUACUAUUUUUCAUUGAUAUUGUUUAUAACAUUUACCACUGACGUAAAUCUUAGCCAUGGAAGUUAAUCCAUUAAAUAUAUUUUUCGUGAAAUCUGACAGUAAAGGAGAUAGAUUGCUAUUUAGAUACCCGUACACAAUUGAAAACAAGGAUGAAAGUAAGCAGAAGAAAUUUGGUCGUCACAAUCCAUAUGCAAUAAAUUCUGCUGAAGACCUACUGCAAAACUCACAAUCUCAAACAUCAAAUAUCUGUAAAGGUCAACUAAGUGGUUUUACAGAUGAAAUGUUGUCAACAUUAUUUGCUGUUAAAGCAGAACUUUGUAACAGAAAGUUUGAGCUUAAAGUCAAUGAUGUGAGAUUUGUAGGUCAUCCCACUCUUCUCCCCUACAGGACAAACAAAGAUGACACUGCUGCUAUGAUACUUAUUAAUAUAGUGUUUGCAUUGCAAGCAUCUGCAAGCCAUUCAAUUGUGAAAUGUUAUUAUGACUUGAGCAAAAGACUGGGUAAAGCUCUAAGACAUGAAGAGAAAAGGUGUUCAUAUUUAACUGAAGAAAUGAAAAUUAUGUUGGCAGCUCACGAUGAAGUAUCAGCAUUAGAUAGUGAGAUAAAUUCUGGUGAAAAUGAUGAUGAAGAAGAAAAUUCUAGACAUUCAGUCAGCUCUACUACAUACAGCAUAGAUAAUGGAGCAAAUAAUGUACCUAAAUCAGCAUUUCAUCUUAUUCUACAGAGAAGCUCACUGGCGAGAUCUAUGAAGUCUGUGUUUGAAGAAUUAAGUAGUACUGGUAUUGUACAAGUUCGUAUAAACAAGUGGGUACUUCUAUCAUUUUGUCUGCCACAUAAAGCACAUCAGAUACAUAAUAGGGGUUUGAUCAUAGAGCCAGAGACAAUUGACAAAUGUGUGCAGAGGUUACGACCCUAUCAUGGCAUUCUACUUAUGGUAAAUCCCAAUGAGUUGCUGGCGUCAAUUCCUUUAGAUGGGAGCCCCGCACUUCUAAGACUUAUAAAGUUAUACAGUCCUCUGAAGAGUUUACAAACUUUAGCGAUUGAAGCAGAUCUGACACUCACACAGGCUUUCCAACUUACAGGGCAUUUGGUGUACUGGGCUAAAGCAACAGUCAUAUAUCCGUUAUGCGAAGGUAAUGUUUAUGUAGUCGCGCCCGGAGCGAACAUACACAUAAACUCACCACUAGUCGACGAAUUUGCCAAGGAAUUUCCUGGACUAUGUUUACUACAAAUGCUGAGCGAGUUCUCGCUGCCGGCGCCGCUGUGGUACGUGUCGCGCGGCGCGUGGGGCGCGCGCUGCGGCGGGCGGCCGGCGCGCCUCGUGGCGUGGCUGCUGCGGCGCCGCCUGCUGCUGCAGCUGCACACCUACGUGCAGUUCAACUCGCCGCACUGCCCGCACUGGCCCAGGCAGCCGCACGCGCACUACGAUGGUAAAGAGUAUUUUUGCGAAAAACACGACUCUUACUACCAGUCAAACAGUGUAUCAUUCUCAUCUCUAAACCAAGUACAACUAAACGUCCCCGAGCCGGUUGAACCUAGAGAGAGCAUUAAUACUUUUCCAGAUUCAGAUGAAGAUUAUCCAACGCAAAACAACCUUAACCAGACGGACUUUUCUCACACAAAACCCAUAGUUAUUGAAUCCGAACACACGAAAUACGAUAAAUUCCACGAAGUAGACUCGGCGAAUCAUUCCUUCGAUGAUGGUAUUGACGUGGUCGAUGGCUUAAUAAAACCUAGUGUCAAUGGAUGUGAUUAUGAAACAACUAAAAAGAUACAAAAGAAAGUACAAGGAAACUCAGUUGAUAGCGGCAUAUCGAAUAAUAUUAACGGGAAUGGCAUAAAUGGGAUAGAAAACGGUCAUGUCAAUGGGCACACGGAUACUAAAGAUAUGGAUGUAAAAAGUUUACCAUCGAGACUCUCAGAUUUAUCCUUAAAAGAGUCCGAUAAUGUGAUAAACAGAGAUACAAGUAGUGACGAGGAUAAAUUUGAAAGUGAUAUAGAAGUAUCGCCAAGGCUCAAAAACGCUCAUGCAGCAACAAAUGGAACAGAAAAGAAGAACGGUGUGUCGUUGAAUCUUAAGUUGCAGAGUGAAAUGAGUUUCCAGUCGCCUACCGUGUGGAGCGCGCCCGCCGGCUGCGACGCGACUGACGCGUGUCGCGUGCCUAGCGACCCACCCACCACCGAGUCCCUGCUCGACACCUUCACCGCCGAGGAGAGAGCUGUUCUAGCCACUAUACCCGCCUCGGAGAACCCUGGCGAUCUGCUGUUACUCGCACAAUUACAUAAAAAAGGGUACUUCCGUGGCGAACAACAUCUUGAAGAAAUAAUGUUUAUGGAGAAUGUUUCUCGAUCGCAACUGAUGCAACUUCUUGACAAGUUCAAAGAUGUGCUUAUUACAUUUGAAACAGAAGAUCCCGCAGUCGCAAUGCUCUACCCUUAUUAUUAAGUUGGUAUUAGAAAUAAAUACUAUUGAGAAAAUUUAAUGCAUAUUUUAUAUUUGCUCGCGCAAAUGUAUAUCUCUUAAUAAAUGAGAUAAAAUAUCAUAACAAUGUUGCUUAUUGUCAUUUCUGUAAAUUUUACACAUAUUUAUACUUUUUGUACAGAAUUUUAUGAUUUAUUAUGUUGUGGCUGGUUCACUCCGAAUGAAUUUUGUUUAAUUAAUAAUCUUCGCUACUCAAAAGUUUUUAUACGAAGAUGUUAAAAAAUAUUUCAUUUGUUUGUGAGUUGGUUUUUUUUGUUAUUGUUUAUUUCUAUUUAUUUAAUCCUUCAAAAUUUUAAAAUUUAUUGUCUUUAAUUAAGUUAUUGUAGAAAAAACUCCUAAAGUAGUAAAUUGUAACGUACUUAGUAUGUUAUAUCUAAAUAAAGUAAUAUUUGAUUUAUUUAUACCCUGGUGCAAGUAAAAGGUAAAAGUUCUUUUUGUCUAAAAUUUUCGCCAAUAAUAAAGUGAAUGAUUAUAGAUUUAAAAGUAAGUUUACUUUUGUAGUGUGUGAUAUUAGUUAAUGAGGAAGCUUUAAUUAAUUUUU